Acanthaster planci (crown-of-thorns starfish) is the source of this 1637-nucleotide messenger RNA. RefSeq names its product SGT1 homolog, MIS12 kinetochore complex assembly cochaperone (gene sugt1). Gene Ontology annotation, molecular function: protein-folding chaperone binding. Lineage: Eukaryota; Metazoa; Echinodermata; Asteroidea; Valvatida; Acanthasteridae. The record is from RefSeq and is a predicted model, not a curated record.
ACCUUAGGAAGCGACCGCGUGUAUCCAAGAACAUCACAACUCAGUCACAUACGUCAGGCUACGUAAAGAGGGGAAUUUUGUCUCUUAUCCCGUUUUGAUGUGUAAGAUAUCUUUAUUGGCACACCCAGGAUGAAUGAAAACGAGGAGAAAGAAAGGACUGCUCCAAUUCCAAAGUUAAAGCAAAAGUAUGACUGGUACCAGACUGAUUCCAGUGUAGUCAUCACACUGAUGAUCAAAAAUGCCAAGAAAGAAGAUGUACAAGUUGAUUACACAGAAAGAGCAGUAAGUGUGACAGUCAAGCAGUCCUCUGGCAGUGAUUUCAGUUUGGAGUUGGACCUGGCCCACAAGAUCAUCCCCGCCAAGUGCACCACCAAGAUCAUGUCGGUGAAGAUUGAGCUGAAAUUGGCCAAGGAGGAAAGCUUGAUGUGGAGCAAGCUGGAAGGAGAGGAUACCCUGGCCACCAAAACAACUGUAGACCAAGAUGUCAAAGACACUGUGCACAAGUACCCUACAUCUAGCCACGUGACUCGGAACUGGGACAAGAUCGGCCGAGAGGCAGAGGAAGAGGAGAAGGAGUCGGCUGAGGGGGAGGCUGCCCUCAACCAGCUCUUCCAGAAGAUCUACUCGGAUGCCUCAGAUGACGUCAAGAAGGCCAUGAACAAGUCAUUUACUGAAUCCGGUGGCACCGUCCUGAGCACCAACUGGCAGGAGAUUGGUGCCAAGAAAACAGACAUUAAACCACCAGAUGGAAUGGAAUACAAAAAAUGGGACACCUAACAGUCAUUGGCCAGUGUAAAUAGUAGAAAGGCAACAUGUUGAAGAAGUGGCACUGUUAAACUCUCGUAUCUAGACCAAAGAGGCGAAACCUUCCGGUCAACUGGUCACAACUAAAUGUCUAGGUAAAAAAACAAGGCUGAACUUCUGCCGAGUCAAACUGGUCAAAACCUUCCUGUCAAACCUCCUUCUUGUCAAGGUUAAAGCAAGGCCAAAUCGCUGCAGUCUCAGUCAAACUGGUCAAAACUUUCCUGUCGAGGUCAAAAAUACGGUCAAACCUCUAUGAUCUGAGUCAAACUGGUCAAAACUCUCCUUUACAAGUCAAAGCAAGAUCAAAACUGUGGAAAAAAACAUAGGAAGCCAGUUGCUCCUCCUCCCAAGAAUUGAAUCAUUUUGCUGGAAGGAACCAAACAGUGUUAGAUUUUCAUUGCAUGGAUAUCAUUUUAGCUUCAUUUUACUUCAUUUACUCGAGGAAAUAGUUCUCCAAUUAUCCUGUAAAUAGUGCAACUUUGUUCCAUGUACAGUUUUCUAAUUUCAGUUUGAUUGAAAUUUUAACGUGUAAAUUAAUUUGUAGAGGGGUACAAUUCUGGAGGAAAGGGUACUUGUGACCUCCACAUUGAGGAAACAAUUUGAUGAGAGAAGACCUCUUCACAACUCUUCCUGGAUCCCACCAUGGACUUAACCAGAGCCAGAAUAAGAACCAAGGAAGACAGAUGAAGUGCCGAAAAUAGAGGAUUCCUCAACAAACAAAUCAAUGUAUUCUUCCUCAACAAACCAAAUCAAUUUAUUCUCAAAGUGAAUCCACUUCUUCAUACCGAUAAGUUAUUUUUUCAAGGCUGAAUGCAAAAAUUACAAUUUGAAAA